Molecule: messenger RNA, 4497 nt
Organism: Papilio polytes (common Mormon)
Lineage: Eukaryota; Metazoa; Arthropoda; Insecta; Lepidoptera; Papilionidae
Gene: Sox102F
Product: transcription factor SOX-6
Exons: 8
Coding region: 469-2112 (547 amino acids)
Biological process (GO): cell fate commitment; regulation of transcription by RNA polymerase II
Cellular component (GO): nucleus
Molecular function (GO): RNA polymerase II cis-regulatory region sequence-specific DNA binding; DNA-binding transcription factor activity, RNA polymerase II-specific
Source: RefSeq, a predicted model, not a curated record
AAGCUUAUGGUUAGGUUGUUACGCACACUAGCGCGUUGAUGCGCGCACGGAUUCGAAAUCGCGAUGUCGGAAAAAGUCCGGCAUUUACCGGUAUCGAUUUUCCGGACACAAUUUUCCGGAUAAACAAUCGAAUUCGGAUGGGAGUGAAUGACGCAUGGGGGUUAGACUGUCUCUUAUGAGUGAAAACUUUUCAGACUAGCUUAAUGGAAAACUUUCGCUACAAAUCGAGUGGUUACUUGUGAAUGAAUAGUAAGUUUGAAAGUGUAUGUCGUUUCAUUAGUAUAUCGGAUAGUCCUUGUGUUGACAUGUGGAUUGAAUGCAUCUGUAACGAAUGGACAAAUAGCUUUAUAAAGCCUGUGACUUGUGAGUUUUUAUUUUGAUUAACUGUGAAGUGCAGUUGCAGCUCAAUCUCGUCUGGGCUUAAAGGUAGGAGAUCAAAAAGAAAAUGCUUCGUUGACAGUAAGAAACAUGUCAUCUAAACGAAAAUCGCCACCGUCGAAAUUGCAAGACGGCUCCGCCGAGACUGAAAAAUCCGAAGCCGGCCCGGCUAAUCUAGACUUCUCCGACCACCAAGAGUCAGACGACAACGAGCAACAGAACUACUACAAAUUCUCACCAAGCUCCUCAACAAGAAGCUCAAUCAGUGAGGAAGAUCCUUCGAACUUCGAAGACGAGCGACCCACCAAGAAACAACGAUUCGAACAAUCAUUAGACAUGACAAACAAUCUUCUAGUCCCAUCGUCUUUCCUUAGCCUGCACCAAGUCAAUGAUCUGCAAGCGAGAAGACGCGGCUCCUCUGAAUGCAGUAGUCCUGGUGCCGAAGCGAAAGUUUUAGGACUAUGCAAUAAUAACAAUUCAUUACUGAAUCAUAAUAGUGCGUUACUACUCGCCCCGCCUCAUAAGCGGUCGAUGGAUGAUGUUCUGAAGAGAUUAACGUCUAAAAUGAAUAAUAGCACGAUUAAAGAAGAGAAGCGGCCCACGCCGUCUACUACACCGGUCAAACAAAACAACGAGCGGCGAGGCGUGCUUGAAUCUGCGGCAUUGCAGGCGCUAGCGGGGGACAGUGUGCUGGAGAAGGAGCGCCAACUGUCCGAGAUGAUCCUGCAGCUGCAGAUGGUGCGGGAACAGCUGCUAGCGCAGCAGGAACAUGCUAAGAACAUGGGAAAUAUGUCAGCGGAGAUGGAGCUGCAGAGAUUGCAGCAAGAACACCUGCGACGUCAGGAGAUGGUCCGGCGCAACCAGCAUAGCAACCAGCACAACCUGUAUGCAGGACAUCCUCUAGGCCUGUUGCCGCUGUUAGAGCAGAUGAGACCGCAGCCGCCGCAAGCGCCACCUAACGUUGUCCAAGCGUCUCCGUGGCCAGCGACUGCACAGUUAGCGCAGUUGACUGCAACAGCGCGCUCACCUCCCCCCGAUCCAGACGCUCCCUUGAACCUGAGCAAGCAACGUUCGCCGUCACCUGCACAGUCGUCUAUCAUGCUGCCCCGGUUCGUGCCCUACCCGCCAAUGGAUGAAAGCCCACAAUACACUAUGCAGAAGGACGACGAUUUCAAUGCGUCGUGUAAUACGUCAUCGUGGGGCCAGUCGCCACAAGAGGAAACGGAGAAAGCAAAGCUGAUCAGACAACCGAAACGAGACGAGUCCGGAAAACCGCACAUCAAGAGACCUAUGAAUGCGUUUAUGGUGUGGGCCAAAGACGAGCGUCGUAAGAUACUGAAAGCCUGCCCCGAUAUGCACAACUCCAACAUAUCCAAGAUACUAGGAGCCAGAUGGAAGGCGAUGUCCAACGCUGAGAAGCAGCCAUAUUACGAAGAACAAUCUAGAUUGUCUAAAUUGCACAUGGAAAAGCAUCCUGAUUACAGGUACCGGCCAAGACCGAAGAGGACUUGUAUAGUCGACGGCAAAAAGAUGCGAAUAUCAGAAUACAAGAACCUGAUGCGCACGCGCCGGCAGGAGAUGCGCCAGCUUUGGUGCCGGGAUGGCGGCAGCGAGCUCGGCUUCUUGCCCACUCUCCCCUCACCUGGACCUUCCAACACUUCCCCACCUCCCAAUGGUGGGAACUACAUGAACCCCGCGUUUUCUCCUCCGCUAUCGCCGAGGGAGGAAGAUUGAGGUACGGCGCGCGGCUGGCCUUACCCGCACGCCGCGCCCCUCCCGCUGCCUCCCUCCCACCACCCCUGGUAACGUGAGAACCGAGCGAAGUCUCACUGGAAUCUCACUGAUCAUUUCGUUCUAGUUCUCCCCUCACUUUUUAAAUAUAAUUAGAUCGAAAGUGAUCAUUGUAACUGUGCUAGAAUUAUCUAUUUAAGUACCUUCUUUAGGUAUCACCAGUAUAGGUUGUCUUUAAUGCCAGUGUUGCAAUCGGAUCUCUCUUUUAUACAAAUAUCUAAUAAUUAUGAGAUUAUUCCAUUAGUGGUUUAAGAAAAUCCUAGGGGCACUUUAUCCUUGUAAUCGUUUUUAAAUAUUUAUUAUCUGCGCUCGUCUAUUCUUUGAAUCAAGUGCACUAAAAUAAAACGUAAUGUGCCAAUCACGUAGGUAAUAAACCAUCUAUUAGAAAAUUAGAUAAACAUUGUAAAUAUAUAUAUAUUAAGUCAGUCGUUUUAUCGAAAUAUGUAUAAUAAGUCUGUAUCUGACGGCUUUGUCUUUGUAAAUAAGCACGAUUCUUGUAGAUAGUUUUAGGUAUUUCAAUAUUUUACAUUCAAAUUACAUUUACAUAAUAAAUUAUAUAUAAGAAGGUAGUAUCUCGACAUAACGUACUAUCGUGUGGCCAUGUAUAAAUUUUAAUUAAACCCUAAUCUACCUAUAUGUAAUAUUUAGAAUCUCUAGUAAUGUAAUACUAAAAUGUAGCAAACCAAAAAUUUGAAGCGGAAUGCUUGAAAAUUUAUGUGUUUAGAACACAAACUGAUUUACUGUAUUCAAGAGCGUUACAUACAAUUAAAUACUCAGGCUUCUCUAAAAGAUUCUAAGAGCGGGCGCACACCUUGGACUAAACUAUCGCACAACUGGUGUGCGACUGUCGAUUGUUUCGCAGUGAAUUCAACUGUUUAGUUGCAAAACAAAAAAUCGAGUAGAGUGCGACUAAACAGUUGUGCGAUUGUUUAGUUUGAGGUAUGCGCAAGCUCUAAUUGUGCCCUUAAUCGGAAUGUAUUUUAAUCAAUUACGAUAAAAUUAGCACGAAAUUAUGUAAUCUGUAAUCAUAAAAAUGCAGUGUUGCCAGCUGGCAGUCAAUCUGACAGUUGUUAAUUUGAUUAAAAAGAUCAAAUUACCAUUGAUUUUUAAAAAAACCCACCGUAAAUGUGGGUUAUCUAUACACUAUCAAAAUCAAAUAUUCGCUUUAUCGAAUCGUGCAAUUUAAAUUAGUAGAAAUAGUCGCUAAGCUAUAGUAGAACAAGCAUAAUAAAGUAGGUACAUAAUAGUAGAUUGGUAGAAAAAAGUGUACAGAUUAUGUAGAAUGGGACGCGUUUGAUCGAUGUUGAUUGCCAUUUAGUUUUGUUAUUUAUUUUUGUAAUUAUAUUUCUUUUUUGUUUUCUUUUGUGAUGGUGAACACGCCUGUUCGUUUAUGAGAAUUGUUUUUACUGCAUGUUAUAAAGCCGAUUUUAGUGCCUGAUACUUUGUAUAUGGCAACAUUUUUGUAAAUCAAACGUACAGAAUGACCAAGUUAUCUUUGACAGGAGUGGCGCCACUGUCGGUGAAACGCUCCGCUGAUUGGAUGACACGAUAGAUUCCAUGACAUUUAAGCGCCAUUUCCACUUAAGAUAUUCGCGAGAUUUUAGGCGCAUGCGCACAUUCUAUGUAUAAUAGCGAUCGCGUCAGUGAAAAGUAAAUGGGUAAAUUGGUCAGUCUGUAAAGGUGUAGUUUUGUUGAGUAUGGUGUGGUCACCUUGUUAUCGUAUGCCAGUAAUAUAUCAGAUGUGAGGAAUAAUGUUAGAAUUGUAAGCGUAAAUAAAUUAUUGUGUACGUGAAAUUUAAUCUCUUAUUACGUAGCGUUUAGUAUUACAUAGUUAAUGUGUAAGGUUUUAAAACAGUGGCGUUACAUUAUUUAUUUUUUAUGUUGAAUCCAUUUGUAAAUAUGUGACAUGUCGAUGAAAACGUUAGUAUUUGUGGUUAUUUAAACGAUACUUAAUCCGUAUGCGAAUCGCACAGAUCUCGUUUCGAAAACAAUGUUAUUUAUUUAGCCGUCAUAGUAACGGGACAUUUUAUAAUCUGUAAAAGUACCUUACACCUUGCCAUAUAUUUACAUUUUGUAAAUGCGAAUUGCCUACUUAAAUUAAUCUAUACACAGUACUUUUUUCUUGUACUUAAAAUUAUAUCUUGUUAGUUUAUUGGUUUCAACUUACGCUUUUUAACGAUUUAAAAUUAUUUUGUUGAAUUUUCCCGUAUAGCUCUGCGAGCAAGUAGAUGAAUUUUAGGUUUUAUUACCUAGCAGGUAUAAACCAGGUCACAUUAUUCAAAAAUUGUGCCAAAACUCAAAAGUUUAAUAAAAAGUAAAUAUUUAAAA